Messenger RNA from Magallana angulata, 1853 nucleotides. RefSeq names its product phenylalanine-4-hydroxylase-like. Gene Ontology annotation, molecular function: iron ion binding; phenylalanine 4-monooxygenase activity. Gene Ontology annotation, biological process: L-tyrosine biosynthetic process. NCBI's taxonomy places the organism in Eukaryota, Metazoa, Mollusca, Bivalvia, Ostreida, Ostreidae. Bases 42 to 1256 code for a protein of 404 amino acids. The transcript is spliced from 13 exons. The record is from RefSeq and is a predicted model, not a curated record.
UUCAGUUUUCAUAGUGUCUACAUGUAUUAAACAUGUGAAGUAUGGCGGACGAAAACCAGCCUUGUUCUUCUAAGAAGAGGAAAAGAAAUACGGAAAUGGAAACGAAAAUUAAAUUUUCAUUUUCUCUCACGAAUAAAAUUGGUAUGCUUGCCGGAGCACUUGAUAUAUUGAAGAGCCACGAAGUGAACCUUUGCCAUAUAAACUCUACACCCAACACGGAGAAUAGUGAAGAGUUCCAUUUCAUUGUGAUCUGUGACAAUACUGGAGAGCUGAAAGAAGCAUUUGCUAAACUCAAAAAAAUUGCUAUUAACUUUGAGAUUAUGUCAGUCCCGUGGUUUCCUAAAGAUAUUGGUGAUCUAGACAAUAUUGAUCCCAAAACAUUCACAAGUGGAGAAGAACUGAAGGCGGAACAUCCGGGUUUCAAUGAUGCUGAGUACAAAAAAAGAAGAACUGAAGUGGCUAAAUUGUCUUGCGAUUACAAACAUGACCACAAAAUCCCAAGAGUGUAUUAUACAAAGGAGGAACGCAACACAUGGGGAACCGUUUAUAAUAAACUGGUCGAGUUAUAUCCUGAUCAUGCCUGUGCAACAUUCAACAGAAACUUCCAACUGCUACAAACCGAAUGUAACUACAGAGCCACCGACAUUCCGCAACUUGAAGUCGUGUCCAAGUUUUUACAGAAUCGCACUGGAUUCAGAUUAAGACCUGCGCCAGGACUAAUUUCUCCUCGUGACUUCUUAGCAGCACUGGCUUUACGGACUUUCUAUACUACGCAGUAUAUACGUCAUAAAUCCAAACCAGAAUUCACACCCGAGCCUGAUAUUUGUCACGAGUUGUUGGGCCACGUACCUCUUUUUGCUGACGAAGACUUUGCUCAGUUUGCCCAAGAAAUAGGACUAGCGAGCCUUGGAGCCCCAUUUAAACAUAUCAGAAAAUUGUCUAGGUUGUAUUGGUACACUGUUGAAGUUGGUCUGUUGAAAGAAGAUGGUAAAAAAAAAGUGUACGGAGCCGCAUUGUUGUCCUCAGCUCAUGAAUUGGAUCUUUGUCUGAGAGAUUCUGCAAAGAUAGAAAUUUUCGAUCCUGAAGAGACAUGUAAAAAAAAACCUAUACUCUCAGAAACCCAGAACACUUAUUUUGAGACAGAAAGUUUUGACAUCUUAAAUGAGAAAAUGAGAAAGUUUGCAGAAACCAAUAGCCGUCCCUUCGAUGUUGAAGCAAUCUGGAGUGCGGAGGGAAUCUUUUUAAAAAGAUGCUGAUGACAUGAAGAGUGAAUCAAUUUUUUUUUCUUCUGGAUAUCUUUCGGUUUUCAAGGUAGAUUUUCGUAUCUUUGUCUGGGGGUAUCUUAACCUUAAGCUCUGUGUUGAUUGCUGAUUUUGUUUCUGUUGUACUUGUUUUCUUUUGUUUUAAUUUGUAUUUUUAUUAAGGUCUUCCGUUUUAAUCGGAAUUAUUUUGUUAAGCAUUGUAUAAGAGAAAAUGUUUUCUAAUAAUGUUUCAAAUCGAAUAAACUAAUCAACACCAAUAUAAGUCCCCAUAAUAGAUCUAGAGGGCUGGCCCCUAAAAUAUUCCAUUAUUUGUAUCUCAAAAAUGAACAACAAUUAUUUCAGAUUAAUUUAAGAACAAAAAAUGUUAGUAUUCUUAAGACCUUUUCAAGGAAAUGAAGCAAAAGGGGUUGGUGUACUAAUGGAUUUUUAUGCACUAUCUUAAAGUUUGGAGGGGGGGGGGGUUAUUUCUGAAAUUGUUUGGCUAAUUCACGGUAUCAUUUAAAACAAAAAUCGCACGAAAGACAUACUCAUUACUCGUAACGAGAUCGUAUCUAGUUUUAAAAAUAAUAAUGAUAAUAAUAAUAAUUAUUA